Molecule: messenger RNA, 1266 nt
Organism: Closterium sp. Yama58-4
Lineage: Eukaryota; Viridiplantae; Streptophyta; Zygnematophyceae; Desmidiales; Closteriaceae
Source: the annotation of a GenBank genome assembly
AUGGUGGGGUCCGCGGGUCGCGACCGCGCCUUUGAAGCAACCGCGGAGAGCGCUCAGCCUGUGGCUCAGCCGAACCCGGAGCCUGCACCUCCUCGUCCCCCAUUCCAGGCCCAUCCUGUUGCGUCGGCGCCUGUGAGCCGUCUGGAGCGUGGGUUGUCACUUCCGCUGCGGCGUCACGAAUCUCCUGAGCAGUCCCGUGCUCCCUUGAUCGUCGCGUCGAAUGCUGAGCCGGCGCGUCAGCAGCGCGGAGGAUCCCCGCAGCGUCGUGGGUCUCGGCCCUCAUCCCCCGUGAAUCGCGCUCCUGAGCCGUGGGAGUCGCGGCAGAGGUGGGACGAAUACCAACGUAAACUUCAGCGCCGCGACCGCCGCUACCGCUCUCCGCAGAGGUCGCCGGAAAAGCGCUCCCCGCGGCAGCGGUCUCCCCGGCCAUCGCUGCCACGCCGGGGCCGCGGUGUUCACGCGGGGCAGUGGGAAUCUCGCCGGAAGGAGCCCUCCCCGCCUCGUCGUCCGUCGCCAGGAUCUGGAGGUCGUCGGGGGCGGCGGAAUGGUUCUCCGCGCGGCGGGGGAAGUCGCGCUCGGGGCUCCGCGGCUGACCGCGCGGCGAAUAUGGUGGCGGAGGCAGUGCGGCAGGCUCAAGCGGGGGGGGAAGCGGCUCACAUCCAUGUGUCUGUGACCGCUGAGCCCCCCACCAGCAACGCUGCGGCUGAAGCGGCUCCAUUGCGCGCGCCGACUUUGCGCGAGUACCUGCCAGCAGCAGUGGCGAGGGGACCGUUCCGCGGGCGCCGCCAGGCCCCUGGCUACCCCGCUCCUCCGGGUUAUCUUGGACAGGCUGCGGACCAGGUGGCGAUGGUUCCGCCGCGCGGAAUUCCGACUGCACCUCUCCCCACCCGCGCGGGGAGAGACCCCACGCUGAGCAUGUGCCGGAUGUGGAACUUGGCGGGGGCGGCUGAGGGGGUGGCGAGCUUGCAGCUGGCGGCGUGUAAGGCCAUGCGUCACACACCGAGCAGUUUUGCUCAAGUGCCCCAAGGACAGUGCGUCUCUUGGGCAGCAGCGAUUCUCCCCCUUUUAUCGCCCGUGUCGGAAGCGCCCGCCGGGGUAGCGCCCUUAGCCCGUACCUUCCCCCGCCUCGCCCUUGAUCUUCACGCUGCCGCUCAGAGCGGGCCCCCAGUUGACACUCUUCGCUUCUCGGCGGAGCUCCUCCACGCGAUGGCAGGGUGUCUUCUCUCGUUGCUUGAGGCGGAGGGGGCUGGCCUGUACACGCAGUAG